Drosophila erecta is the source of this 2139-nucleotide messenger RNA. RefSeq names its product sphingomyelin phosphodiesterase. The record is from RefSeq and is a predicted model, not a curated record. The transcript is spliced from 4 exons. Gene Ontology annotation, molecular function: acid sphingomyelin phosphodiesterase activity. Gene Ontology annotation, cellular component: lysosome. Gene Ontology annotation, biological process: sphingomyelin catabolic process; ceramide biosynthetic process. Lineage: Eukaryota; Metazoa; Arthropoda; Insecta; Diptera; Drosophilidae. Bases 8 to 2008 code for a protein of 666 amino acids.
UCUCGCCAUGAAGUUGAUCCGGGGCACAACUCUGUUGGGCGUCGGCAUUUUACUCGCCGUGUGCGGGGCGUUCAGCCUGCCGUCCGCUUUCGACGUCCUGACCAAGGAACAGCGGACCACAUCCCUCGUUUCAGCCAGCAUAGCGGAGGAGAUAAGCCGUGAGUACCUGAAGUACCACCGAACGGGCAUCGAGACGGAGCGGCUACAGCAGCUGGGAAAGGACAUCCGGAGUAGCCACAGCAAGAAGGCCAUUUUCACGGAAUCCAUGGCCGAUCUGACCGCCGCGGACCAGUUCUUCGCCUGCACCCUGUGCAGAUCCACCGUCAACGUGUUUGCUCGAACUUUCACCGAGGGCGAGCUGAGUGGUCCGGAGAGGCAGGAGGAGGCGAAGAAACUGGCGCUGGGCAUGUGCGACUACUUUGCCCUCAGCACCCAGGAGGUGUGCUCUGGACUGUUCGACCUCAACUGGCCCAUUUUCGACUUCAUUCUGAACGAAACUGUGGCCAAGUCGAACACCUUUUGCAGCAUGCUGCCCAUUCCGAUUUGUCAGGCGCAGCAGGACGAAUACAAUCUCACCUUGACCAUCCAGGGCGACUUGCCCAGGGAAUCGAACUCGAACUUGCACGCCAAGACCUCUGAGGACAUUCUCGUCCUGCACCUGACCGACAUCCACUACGAUCCCGAAUACGCCGAGGGCAGCAAUGCAGCUUGCGAUGAGCCCAUGUGCUGUCGAAAUCCCUUGGCCGUAGGAUCUGAUUCCUCGGCAGCCGCUGGCUUUUGGUCCGAUUACCGUGAUUGUGACUGCCCCAAGCGCCUCAUCCUGAGUGCUUUCGAGCACAUCAGGGACAACCACAAGAUCGAGUGGAUAUAUCACACUGGGGACGUGCCGCCCCACAAUGUCUGGUCCACCACCAAACAGGGUAACCUCGACAUGCUGUCCGAAAUCGACGAACUGCUGGCCAAGUACUUCCCGACCACGCCCAUCUACCCUUGUCUGGGAAACCACGAGCCCCAUCCGGCAAAUAUCUUCGGCAACGACGAGGUACCCAGCGCCCUGAAGGUCGACUGGCUCUAUGAGCACGUGUGGAGCUUGUGGUCCAAGUGGCUGCCCGCCGAGGCGGAGAAGACCGUUUUGCGAGGAGGAUACUACACCGCAUCGCCGAGCAAAGGGCACAGGAUUGUGGCGCUGAACAGCAUGGACUGCUACCUGUUCAACUGGUGGCUGUACUAUAAUGCCACAUUGAUUCAGGAGCAGCUGCAGUGGUUCCACGAUACGCUGUUGUCGGCGGAGGAGGCGGGCGAAUCGGUCCACGUCCUGAGCCACAUUCCCGCUGGAGAUGGCGACUGCUGGAGCAGCUGGGCUCGGGAGUACAACAGGGUUCUCACCCGCUUCAAUGGCAUCAUCACUGGCGUCUUCAGUGGUCACACCCACAAGGACGAGAUGAAUCUGCAUUACUCCGAGAACGGCUAUGCCACGGUGGUCAACUGGAAUGGCGGCAGUCUGACCACCUACUCGAACAAGAAUCCCAACUACCGGCUGUACGAGCUCCACCCUGAGGACUGGCAGGUUCUGGACCACCACACCUACACAUUCAACCUGACGGAGGCCAACCUCACGCCCAGCGAGCAGCCCAAGUGGGCGCUGGAGUACCAGUUCACCAGCGAGUACACCAAGGACACCAGUCCCGCGGGCAUCGAUCGCCUGCUGGUGGAAAUGGCCGAGCAGCCCGACUUGCUCAGGAAGUUCUGGAGGUACAAGUUCACCAACUCUGAUCCCAAGCUGGCCGAGGGCUGUGAUAGCGCCUGUCUGAGCCAGACGAUUUGCAGGAUGGCCACCAGUAAUUACCAGGAGCGCACGCGCUGCAGGGAACUUCAGGCCAUUCUGGCCGAGAGCUUGGAGAAGGAGCCGGAUGCGGAUGACGGCAACGGAGGUGGUGCUGCUGGACUAUCCGCGUUCAGCUUGGCCUCCUUGCUGGCGCUUUUGGCCGCAUCCAAGCUGCUUGGAUAAGCCUUAUCAGUGGCCCCGUCUAUUCUUAACGCCUGGUUAAGAUUAUCGACCGCGAUAAUCGAGGGGCAUAAAAGGCGCGAAGCCCUUGGAGAUUAUUGAAUACCCAGUAAUAAACACACACGCUGCUUGUA